Messenger RNA from Manihot esculenta (cassava), 1299 nucleotides. Its product is annotated as rhodanese-like domain-containing protein 4A, chloroplastic. NCBI's taxonomy places the organism in Eukaryota, Viridiplantae, Streptophyta, Magnoliopsida, Malpighiales, Euphorbiaceae. The transcript has 4 exons. The record is from RefSeq and is a predicted model, not a curated record. Bases 133 to 1158 code for a protein of 341 amino acids.
AGUGACUGCUCUAGUAAACAGCCCAGUAGUCCCUUCCCACAAAAUUCACAAGUGCUUCCCCAUUGCUCCAACGAGCCUAACCCAUUGUCAGGAAUCUUUAUUAUCCUCUCUGCGUGCGAGUGUCUCUCUGUCAUGGUUAUCAUGGAGUCCCUUUCCAUCAUCCUUUCUUCUUCACCACCCAUUCAAAACCACCUCAAAACCCUAAAAUUUUCCCCCUCUAAAACCUAUUCUCAUCAGGGAUAUUUCCCAUCUGCCAAAAAUUCUUCUCUUCAAAACCAUUUCUUAUGUCUCAGAAACUCUCUUUUAUUGAAAACUUCUGUCUCCUUCUCUGCUUUUCACCUUAUCACUUCUCUUCCUUCCUUUGCUUCUGAAGCUUUAGCUACCCCAACUGAGAAUGUCUCUGACAAAAUAAACUUGGAAUCUGUCUUAGUCUCAAUUGAUGACUUCUUCAACAGAAACCCAUUUUUUGUUGCUGGGUGUACAUUCAUUUGGCUGGUUGUUAUACCUGUUACCAAACAGUACUUGAGGAAAUACAAGUUUAUCUCUGCCAUUGAUGCGUUUCGAAAACUGCGGGAAGUGAAAGAUUCUCAGCUUUUGGAUGUUAGGGACAAGAAGAGUUUGGUAGCUUUGGGGUCUCCUAAUUUAAAGAUGUUGAAUAAGAGUGUGGUUCAGGUUGAAUUCUCUGAGGAAGAUGAAGAUGGGUUUGUGAAGAAUGUGUUGGAGAAGUUUCCAGACCCAGCAAACACCAUCUUGUGCAUUCUUGACAAUUUUGAUGGUAAUUCAAUGAGAGUGGCAGAAUUAUUGUUCAAGAAUGGAUUCAAAGAGGCUUAUGCAAUAAGGGGCGGGGUCAGAGGCAAAAAGGGGUGGAUGGCAAUACAAGAAACCCUUUUGCCCCCUUCUGUUCAUAUUUAUCCUAAGAAGAAGAAGUCUAAAAGCUCACAACUGGGAAUUAAUGGAGGAGUUGGUCAGAAGAGUGAAGAAAAUAAUGGCAAACCCUCUGAUGUUGCUCUCUCCACAGCAGAAAGCCAACAAGCGGAAAAUGGACACAUAAACCAGUUGAUGAAUUCCACACCUAAGUUGAAGAUUGAUUCCCGAUCUCCCUACCCUAAUUACCCAGAUUUGAAACCUCCAUCUUCUCCAACCCCAUCAAAGCCUUAAAAGAAUUGCUCCAAGUCUACUGCGCUGGUAGUAUCUUCUUCUGGCUUGUAACGUGUAACUUUGCAUGGUGUAGCUUUUUAUUGCUAUGAAUUGUAAUUGAUUUAUUCUCAAUUUUGGUAUCAUUGAUAUAUUCUGAGCCUA